AGAGAGAGGGGCGCCACAAUAUGAUGGACCUUUUUGAGACCAACCCUUAUCUUUUCAAUGAUUUGCGCUAUUUGGAAGAAGGGGAUCAUGGACCACUACAGCACCUGGACAUGUCCGGGGUGUCCCCUCUGUACAACGGCAAUGACAGCCCGCUGUCCCCGGGCCAGGAGAACGUCCCGUCGGAGAGCGGGGGGGAGAGCAGCGGGGAGGAGCACGUCCUCGCACCCCCGGGUCUCCGCGCGCACUGCGACGGCCAGUGUCUCAUGUGGGCCUGCAAGAUCUGCAAGAGGAAAUCGGCGCCGACGGACAGACGCAAGGCCGCCACGCUCAGGGAGAGGCGGAGGCUGAAGAAGAUCAACGAGGCGUUCGAGGUGCUGAAGAGGAAGACCGUGGCCAACCCCAACCAGAGGCUACCCAAGGUGGAGAUUUUACGCAGCGCCAUCAGCUACAUCGAGGGUUUACAGGAUCUGCUGCAGACGCUGGACGAGCAGGACAACACGCAACACGGCUCAUCGCACAAGUUCAAAGAGCACAGUGUGGCCAGUCAUGAGUACCACUGGAAAAAGUCCUCCGAGACCUGGCCGACCUCUGCCGACCAUUCCACUGCAGCCAUGAUAAACCAGAGAGAAGGAACCAGUGAGUCUUCUGGGGCCUCCAGCCUCCUGCGUCUGUCCUCCAUCGUGGACAGCAUCACCAAUGACGACAAAAUCCACUUCAGCGAGGGCGUUUGAGAAAACUGAAACGAGCUCCACUAGACGGCAAAUUUCGGAAAUUUACGUUAUUUAUGUCUCUAAGUUAUUUCCUUUAUAUUCAGCCAUUCUGGCUUUUCUGUUUUGUUAUGUAGUCUUUCAUUUGUAAAGCAGGAACAACACAUUUGUACAUAUUUUAUAAUAAAGUGAUGUUUAGAUUUUAUUUAUUUUAUAUUAAAAAAACAUAACGCUUUUUUUUUCAUGAAAGCUGAUAUUGUAUUUAAAUGUUUGUACAUACUGACCAAGACCAUAAAUAAAACAAUGACUUCACA
Messenger RNA from Pseudoliparis swirei, 1021 nucleotides. RefSeq names its product myogenic factor 6 (gene myf6). The record is from RefSeq and is a predicted model, not a curated record. Gene Ontology annotation, molecular function: RNA polymerase II cis-regulatory region sequence-specific DNA binding; DNA-binding transcription factor activity, RNA polymerase II-specific; protein dimerization activity. NCBI's taxonomy places the organism in Eukaryota, Metazoa, Chordata, Actinopteri, Perciformes, Liparidae. Gene Ontology annotation, biological process: regulation of transcription by RNA polymerase II; positive regulation of myoblast differentiation; muscle organ development. The coding region runs from base 21 to 731 and encodes 236 amino acids. The transcript has 3 exons.